This is a messenger RNA of Alternaria atra, 792 nucleotides long. RefSeq lists its product as uncharacterized. The transcript is spliced from 2 exons. Gene Ontology annotation, molecular function: structural constituent of cell wall. Gene Ontology annotation, biological process: fungal-type cell wall organization. Gene Ontology annotation, cellular component: fungal-type cell wall. The coding region runs from base 1 to 792 and encodes 263 amino acids. The record is from RefSeq and is a predicted model, not a curated record. NCBI's taxonomy places the organism in Eukaryota, Fungi, Ascomycota, Dothideomycetes, Pleosporales, Pleosporaceae.
AUGCGCACUUCAACCAUCUUCGCUCCUCUUUUCUUCGCGGCCACCACCCUCGCCCAGGCUGUCGAGGAGGGCAUCGCUCCCGACGCUCCUGCCCCUGAGGGCUGCCAGACCACUGUCGACACGCCCUUCCGGAUUGGCACGCUCGAGAACCCUACCCUGAGGAGGCGCGAGACGGCGCAAGAGGCAUCAGAUGGCGACCUCCUCUGCACUCUCGAAGACGGUAUCCUGCACGACCAAUACGGCCGCACAGGCUCCAUCGUAGCGAACCAACAAUUCCAGUUCGACGGCCCACCCCAAGCCGGCGCAAUCUACACAGGCGGCUUCUCAGUCUGCGGUAACGACUCGCUCGCCAUCGGAGGCAGCACACGCUGGUGGCGCUGCAUGAGCGGUGCUUUCGGCAACCUGUACGACCAGUGGAUCGGCGACCAAUGCCACGAGAUCCGUAUCCAGGCCAUCUACGACGAAUCCGCCUCGGCGAGCAGUAGUCGCAGCAGCAGCGAGGCAGCGAGCAGCACCACUUCGAGUGCCUUGUCGGGAUCUACUAGCAUCAUCUCUGCCAGCGAGACGAGUGGUUUGACCAGCGAGAGCAGGAGUAUGACUGGCUCUGGCUUCUCUUCUGCUACACCUUUCUCCAACAGCGCGACUGCUACUGGUUCUCAGGGUGCUGACGCGACUGCUACUGGUGGUGCGGCUGCUCCCCCCGCUGACGGUGCCGCUGCCUCGCUCUCCGUGGCUCCUUUCGCCAUGUUCGGCGCGUCAAUGGUGUUCCUCGGCGCUGCUUUGAUCCUCUAA